This is a messenger RNA of Dentiscutata erythropus, 1295 nucleotides long. The record is from the annotation of a GenBank genome assembly. NCBI's taxonomy places the organism in Eukaryota, Fungi, Glomeromycota, Glomeromycetes, Diversisporales, Gigasporaceae.
GUACUUUGACUCUUUUGCUCACAAAACAUUUAGCAAAAGCAUACUCUAUAUCAUGGGUGUAUGAAGAUCUCGUGGCACAUCCUCAAUACAAAAUAGUCCUUUCUCAAAACCAAAUUCCGAACAGUAGUCUUGAAAAUUUUGUAUUUGACGAAGUACAUUCGGAAAAUAGCAUAGUCCCAUCAGUAUCUAAAGAUACCUCUGACGAAGGUGAUGAAACUAAAUUAACUUCAAUAUUGAUGCGUUCGGCUUCUGGACAGCCUUAUCUCUGCCAGAUACCUUACGUUGCCAACCAAACUGCUAUAGAAGAAAAUAAAUCAGAAGAAAAUAAGGAUGAUGUUGAUCUUAUGAAGAAAGGCCUUGCUCUUUUAGAACCUAUGAAACAACAAACCUGUCUUAUUCAUCAACAUGGAUGGUGGACUUACGAAUACUGCCAUCUUAGAAAAAUUCGUCAAUAUCAUUUACAACCCGGACUUGAUGAUCAAAAACCUUCAUUUAUUUUGGGAGAAUAUGAUUCUCGUAUCGCUACGUUACCACCUUCGAAUAAGGAUAGUGAAGAUCAAAAACAUUCCCUAGGUACAGAUUUACAAGUUGGCAGAGGUAAAAAAUAUUUGGUUCAACGUUGGGGCGGCGGAUCUACAUGUGACUUAACGGGUAAACCUAGACAAGUUGAAAUCCAAUUUCAUUGCAAUCCGCAACCUGGUGAUAGCAUCGCUGUAGUAAAGGAAAUGUACACUUGUCAUUACUUAAUGAUUAUUCAUACACCACGACUAUGUCAGGAUGCUGCAUUUCUUAGCAAAUCAUCCUUCAAAGUUAAUCAGAUAGAAUGUCAUCGUAUAGUAUCUGAUGAAAAAUAUGAGCGUAAUUUGGCGAAAGAACCAAAAAGUUUGGAUAGUCCUCAAGAAAUGGAGCCGAGGUACAGUGUCCGACCAGUUAUUGCUAAUAAAUUUAAACUUGCAUCACAGUUAAAAAAGAAACAGACCGGAUCAGAAGAUUCUGAUUCAACAGUUGAAGGUGAAAAGGAGGGAAUUAAAAUAUAUUAUAUGCAUGAGAGUGGCCAAAUUGAAGAAAUUGAUAGUAGUGGACUCAGAAAUGACGAUGGUAGUGAAUUUAAAUCUGAUAUUUUCGAAAUCAUUUUGGAAACUGCCAAUUCCAUGUCAAAAAACAAGGAUAAUGUGCUAAACGAGGGUCACGGCACGCUAAGUUACCAGGCACAACUAAACCAAUUAUAUGAAGAAGCGAAGGCAGAUGACGAAUCUGAAACUAAAGAAAAUGAUAAUAAGCCGGUUACAGAAUAG